AUGGAUUCCCCCUCGCAUCCCCUCACCGAUCGCUCCACCAACACGCAUCUGCCUGUUAACGUCGACAAGGCUCAAGAGCUCAAGAACGCGCCCGCCAACAUGAACUCCAUGGAAUACCAUCGUGCAGUGCUGCAAGGGAAAUUGGAGAGCGGUGACAAACAACCCGCCAACUACGUUUCUCCUUCGGAUGACAUUAUGAGCCCCUGCUCGAAGAAACUGAGCGACCUGAAGGGCAAGCGCUUCAAGAACGCCGGAAAGCCCCAGUCGCUGUUCGCCAAACUGGGCAAGAAGAACUUCGAGCAGUCAUCGGCCGAGCAUGGGCAUCCCACGAAGAGCAGCGACGCAAGCUCGUGA
This is a messenger RNA of Aspergillus steynii IBT 23096, 354 nucleotides long. RefSeq names its product Spo12 family protein. Lineage: Eukaryota; Fungi; Ascomycota; Eurotiomycetes; Eurotiales; Aspergillaceae. The coding region runs from base 1 to 354 and encodes 117 amino acids. The record is from RefSeq and is a predicted model, not a curated record. The transcript has 3 exons.